GUACAAGAAUAAUGUUAUGUAGUAUUUUUAUGAGAGUAGAUGAUAAUUUUUCCAAUUCCACAGGCUUGGGAGAUUAGGAAGAGGGAGAAGCAAACAAAGAUGGAGUCAUUGACCAAAGAUUUCCUUCCAAGACUUUGAAAAUUCCGAAGCAGCCUUGUUCCUUGCUACCCCUCUUCAUCCUUUUCUACCAUUUCAAUAUUAAUUAUUGCAAAACACUAACCAACCAAAAGAAAAAGAAACCGAAGUAUCCACUUUCCCUUUUCUUCUUCUUCUUCUUCUUCCAUCUGAGUUUCUAAAAAAUUAAAACAAAUUUUGUGACUGCCACAAUUACCACUCAGAUCAGUGACAUACAUACCCAUAUCAGACACCCCAAAAAGGAAAAGAAAAACUUUCAGAACUCUUGAGUCAUAGACUUUGAAUGAAAUUCUGUUUUUCAUUGAUGAGACUCAAUUGAAGUGAAUCACUGAAAAACAUCUCUUUCAUAGUCUUUGAGGUACAACUGAAGCUGUUAGAUUUGUUUUGAUUAUAAGAGUUUCUUGGAUCUCGGAGUAUGGCUGGGAAUCAAGAUCAGUUCGAGAUCAAGUUUCUGUUGAUUGAUGGUUCUGAUAUUGGCCCCAGAAGUUUUCCUGCUGCUACUAGUAUUGCAACAUUGAAAGAAAGUAUUCUUGCUCAGUGGCCAAAAGAUAAGGAGAAUGGCCCAAGGACUGUAAAAGAUGUGAAGUUAAUUAAUGCAGGAAAAAUAUUGGAUAACAACAGAACAGUUGGGGAGGAGUGCCACAGCCCAUUAUCUGAUGCCCCCGGUACAGUUACAACAAUGCAUCUAGUUGUUCAACAUCCUACAAUGGACAAAGAUAAGAAAGCUGCUAGCAAAGCAACGCAGAACAAAUGUGUUUGUGUGAUUUUAUAGCAUCCAGAUUGAAUAGCAGAUGUCAUCUGUCUUAGGUGGUUAGAGACACUUCAUUUUUACAUAAUCUAUGGCUUCCAAAGAUUUCCUCAUACACAAAUUAUUUGGUUGCAUGUACUACAAGCAAAAAGUACUGAGCUACGUACCCGAAAGAGAAACAAAAGCACUUGACUUGGUGAAGAUUGUGAAGCUGGUAUAGCUCACGAUUCCUCUGCAGUAGUAAAUGUCUUGUACAAUUUUCAUAGGAUAUAUUCUUAUGCUGGUCUCAACAUCUAGGUGUUGCCUAAUCCGCCACUUGGCAUAAUUGUUGAUUGAAAUGAAGUCUACUAGUUUGCCAUCUUUCCCCUGACAUAUAUUUUUCAAAUUUUCUCUUGCCUGUGUCUGAUACCACAUGCUUCCAAACAUAUAUGUGUUGAAUAUUUUAAUGUGUUUUAAUUUGCUUAUUAUAUAUAUGAUACCAUUGCAAGUCCUGUAUAGCUUGUGGCAAUAGUGGUUUUACCACAUCUCUCUUGCAAAUUGGAGAUUAUGCUUGAAUCUCCUUUGCCUUCCUUCAUAUUUUAAAAUAAAUUAAAAAGACCAAAGUGUCGUACAAGUUUCAUGCCAGAAGGCGCAUUCAUUUUUCUUUUGGAAAACUUGAAGGUUUAAUUUUACAGCAUAACUAUGUGCAUCUAUUCUUGGAGUAAUAACUAAUUCAUGUUAUAAUCAGCAAAGUAUUUCCACUCAAAAGGAGGGUUGGAUAGUUACUGAUCACAGCCUUGCUUUGCUUUUUGCAAAGAUGGGAUACAUAAGGAAGAACACCUUCCCCCUCCCAAAUCCCUACAUUGCUAACUGGAUCUUAAAAAUAAUUCCUG
Messenger RNA from Abrus precatorius (Indian licorice), 1755 nucleotides. RefSeq names its product membrane-anchored ubiquitin-fold protein 2-like. NCBI's taxonomy places the organism in Eukaryota, Viridiplantae, Streptophyta, Magnoliopsida, Fabales, Fabaceae. The record is from RefSeq and is a predicted model, not a curated record. The coding region runs from base 551 to 907 and encodes 118 amino acids. The transcript has 4 exons.